Molecule: messenger RNA, 2495 nt
Organism: Alosa sapidissima (American shad)
Lineage: Eukaryota; Metazoa; Chordata; Actinopteri; Clupeiformes; Clupeidae
Gene: ska3
Product: spindle and kinetochore associated complex subunit 3
Exons: 12
Coding region: 144-2057 (637 amino acids)
Biological process (GO): chromosome segregation; mitotic cell cycle
Cellular component (GO): spindle microtubule; outer kinetochore
Source: RefSeq, a predicted model, not a curated record
UAGGUGAACAAUAAUUAUUAUGGGUAUUUUCUAUUUCUUGAGUUGAUUCAUUAUAUAAAUAUUGUAAGAUUGUUGAUACGUUAAUGUAGGGUGUUAGUUAACGUUAACCGUUGUUGUUAUUGUGGGGUAACUAACUUUACGUAAUGGAGCCGCGGGUGAAGUUUUUCGCGAAGCUGCGACAUUUAGUGGGACAUUUGGAGAAAGAAACUGCACAUCUCCAAGAGACAACUGAGAGUCAGAACUACGAUGACACUUCUGGGGGAGCUUGUCUGGCAACUUUGCAUGACCUGCAAUCAGAUGUCAGAGGGUUUAAGUCGCAGAUACAACAGGAACUUGUAAAUAGCAAAGACGAGAGGGCGGAGGGGGUGAGCUUCAUACAGACGUGGUCAGAAAAGAGACAACAAGUCAAAGAAGCCCUUGACUUAUUGAGCAGCCACCUGGAGCAAUAUGGAUACAAACCCAGACAGCCAACACAGAAACCUCCAGCUGCAGGGACUGAGUGCGGUGAAUCCGAAUCUCAGUCUGAGGAUGGGGACGAGGCAGGAGAAGAGGAGGAGGAGUUGGAGCAGGAGACUGGCGAGGACGAUCAAGAUGCAGAGGAAGAAGAUGGAGACGAGCAUCCAGAACAACACAAAGACCUGGACCAGCUCACCCCAGAGAGGUUAGCCCCCUCCCUGUUCACGGUCAUGUGCACCCCGAAGCUCACCGACUUUGGCCUGUCGGAACUGCACCUGCAGAACAUGUUAAAAAACUACGCUGUGGCCCAGGACCCGACCCCAAUGGCCCCAAAAGGGCUCCUGUCGCCCCUCUCUGCGCCCGUACAGCCUCCGGUGCCCAAGACGCCCAAGUGCUACCUCAAACUGGACGAGGAUGCACCCACCCCACGGCUAGAGGACUUUGGUAUCUCGGAGUACACCAUGCGCCUUAACAAUGACUUCACCAUGGACCUCCUCCGUAAGCCCCCAAAGCCUUCCAGCAAACAGCCCUCUGGACCAGUGGAAAAGAUUCCCCUGUUGGCGCCGUCUAACCUUGUCUUCAGUGAGUAUAUGGACACCCCCGAAACACCUGAAAUCCGAACACCAGGAUUCAGGAUCGUGAAGAAGGCUCCACCGCAUACCCCUGUUCAGAGUUGCCACAACAACCCGGAUUCACCCCCAAACCAGUCCAAUGAUCUUAUCUCCCCUGAACUCCCCACAUUUGAGACACCAUAUGUCCGCAAACUCCUGAGUGUUCAAAAGGACGUUAAAUAUGAUGAGCCAGCCUCUCAGAAGCCAGGACUGAGCAGCGCUGUUGAGCUCGCUCCCACCCUAAACGGUCCCCACAGCUCCGCGUUUGAGGACAUUCCUGAGAUACCGGUGAAGCCAUGUGAUGGGGAGCUGCAGCGCACGCCCGAGAUGCCAAGCCUGCAGUCAAUCCUGGGACGCACGCUACAAAGUUUAAAUGUAGAAACCCGUAGCUUGUCUAUAGUGAGCAUGGCAGGAGAACCAGUGCUAGGUCCUAAGGAACCGUCAGGUCCCGCUCUGGAUCUUCAGGAGAACUACACCCAGGAGUGGAACCUGUCGAGCCCACGGGUCAGGAUGGAAUUUGAGCCAGAACCACGCACCCCAGAGAUGCCAGACAUGAGCUCCAUCACCCAGGACAUCUUCAAACUGGUGUCUCAGUGCAACACUGAGAUGAAGUCAGCCGCUAUCCAGCCGCCCCUCAAAGCAGGACUGCAGGCCACAGUAACCGGAAAGGAGAACAAGCCAACCAUCCAACUUCAGAGUCUGGCACUAGUGACAGAGAAGGAGUUCCUGGGCCUGACCAGCUACCUCAGGAAGAUCCCCCUCGAGCGCCUGAACGAGGCCAUCCAGGAGAUGAACACAGCUCUGCACCAGCGGCAGAAUGGUGUGCAUUCGGACCCAAUGCAGUUCCAGAUGGACGAGCUUAGGAGCAUCACAGGCAUCGGGGUGAAGGCGCCCAUGUUUCUGCUGUGCCUGACGCAGCUGAAGAGGGUCGAGCACAUCCAGGGAGCAGGAAAUAACGCCAUGUACAAGCUGCUUCCUACACACACAUGAAUACCGCCAUGCCCCGCCUAACUGCUCACAUGGAAAGGCUUUAUUCAGCUUCUCAAAGAUCAUUUCAGUGCUGUCAGUUUGACUGACACUCAUUCAAGGCAGGUUGUUUGACAUCCUGAGUGUAACUGUGUUUGGGUUUUGGUUGCAUGUUUCAUUACAAUUUCCAGACUGUAAAUAGUGUAUGUACAUAUUUUCUGUGUCUCAGGUUAAAACAAGAGGCUGUAUGUUGUAGUUUUGUCUAGUCGAUGUUAAGUGGCAGGCAGCUGUUCCCAAUGAACUUGUUGGUAAUCAUGCCUUUAUUUUCAACUACUGUUAAUAUAUUCUAGAAGACAAACACUGUUGCGCUGUCUUUCUUCUUUAUGCUCUUGUUGAUUAUUCCAACAUGAUAGAAAAAAGCAACAAUUUAAAAUAAUCUUACGUGUAUUUUUCUAAUGUAUA